CUCGGUGCUCCUCCCUUCCCGCCCCGUCCCCUGCAGAUGGGAUUUACACCCUGCGCACCGAGAACGGCGAGACCUACCAGACCUUCUGCGACAUGACCACCAAGGGGGGCGGCUGGACCCUGGUGGCCAGCGUGCACGAGAACAACGCCUACGGGAAGUGCACCAAUGGCGAUCGCUGGUCCAGCCAGCAGGGGAGCGACGUCAACUACCCAGAGGGAGACGGCAACUGGGCCAAUUACAACACCUUCGGCUCUGCAGUGGGCUCCACCAGCGAUGACUACAAGAACCCUGGUUAUUACGAUCUUCAAGCCCAGGACCUGUCCGUGUGGCACGUAACCAACAAGACGCCCCUGAAGGAAUGGAAGAACAGGUCCAUCCUGAGGUACCACACCGAGACCGGCUUCCUGUCCUCAGAGGGGGGGAACCUCCUCAGACUCUACCAGGUGAUGGCACUGGGCUGGGGGCUUUGGAGGGGCGUGUGGCUCUGCUGGGGGGCCAGGGGCUUAUAAUGGGACACAGAGCUC
This is a messenger RNA of Chrysemys picta bellii (western painted turtle), 524 nucleotides long. The record is from RefSeq and is a predicted model, not a curated record. Lineage: Eukaryota; Metazoa; Chordata; Testudines; Emydidae.